UGCGCAAGUUUAUGUAAGUAAUCUGGCGCCAUGUCAGAACAAAUAUUGUUUGCCAUAAAAACCAUCUUUAUUUGGAAAUGAUAUCAGAUUAUGAAAAUAAGAACAGCCGAUAAACCGGCCGUUCGGUUGAGUGUUUGCCCGUAUUGCAAGUGCAGCUGGUACCGAUUAAUGGACUUAAACUGUAAAAUUCGGUUGCCGCAUUCGACAUUCGGCCACAAACCGUUUGCGGUGACUGACCCAGUAUAAAAGUUGAUACGGCUUGCCAAAUCUGAUGAUUUGGUAACAUCCAUCGUAGUAAUAAAUAACUUAAGGAUUUGGGUGUUCAUUAGGGAAUCGGUAGUGCACUUUUAUUUUUAUUUUUUAUUUUAUAAAACGGCCGGAAUUAUUCGACCCUAUAAAUUAAAUGUGAAAAUGAUUUUGUUAGUCUGGCUAGCGGUUGUUUUAGUGAUCUCCUGCAAUGGUCAGAUAGUGAACAAAUAUGAACACUACUUGGACGAUCCCGCUGUGAAACUGUUCAGGGAAUACUUACAAAUAGACACAAGCAAAGAAGAGAAUAUACAAACUGGAUUGGAUUUCUGGAUACGUCAGGCGAACGAUGUGGGCUUGCCUUAUGCGGUGUACUCGCCGGCCGGCAAGCCGAUUUUUGUGGCUACUCUGGAGGGCUCCGACCCUUCUCUACCCAGUAUUAUGCUCAACUCACAUAUGGACGUAGUAAAAGCUAAAGCGAGUGAAUGGAAAUAUCCGCCGUUUGAUGCGUAUAUGGAUGAAAAUGGUGACAUUUAUGCUCGAGGAGCACAAGACACUAAAGACAUUGCUAUCCAAUACUUGGAGGCUAUCAAGAGAUUCAAGAAAGAAAAUGUUACUUUACCUCGUACUUUACAUAUCACCAUUAUGACAGAUGAAGAAUCUGGUAGUGCGCAAGGAAUGAAAGUGUUUGUGAAUACGAAUGAGUUUAAAACCUUAAACGUUGGAUUCGCUUUCGACGAGGGGCAAACCACACCCGGCGACACUAUCCUUGCUUCGUUCGUGGACAAGAGAGCUUGGUUAAUGAAUUUUACUAUACGUGGUGUUGGCGGUCAUGGGUCUUUGAUGCCGGAUGGUACAGCCAUGGACAAUUUCCAUACAUUUCUGAACGCUGUGAAUGAAUAUAGAGAUACACAGAAAGCAAUUCUCAAGUCUGUGGCUAACAGCACUAUCGGUGCUGCAUCUUAUACAAGUAUCAACAUCAAUACACUCAAGGGUGGGAUUGCCAGCAAUGUCAUAGCGACAGAGAUAAAUGCCAUCAUGGAUAUGAGACUUGCUUCAAAUGCUAAUCCACUAGACAUCCAGGCCUUGAUAAACUCCUGGUUAAGAGCAGCUGGUAAUAACAACUCCGUGAUAUAUAUUCGACGUGAAAAUGAAUCAGGGAUAACAUCGGUCGACGACACCAAUCCCUUCUGGGUCUCCAUGCGGAAUACUUUAAAUGGAAUGGGUAUCGAACUAAAGCCAGUGGUCAAAGCAGCGAUGUCUGACGCAGUCUACAUACGAAAUAAGGGUAUACCAACCAUCGGUUUUGCAACCAAAACCCGGACUAUCCAUAGACUACAUGCCAAAGACGAAUAUCAAAAUGUAGAAACGUUCCUUAGAGGUAUUGAUAUUUAUACUGAAGUGCUCAAGGAUUUAGCUAAUGUUCCUUGA
This is a messenger RNA of Spodoptera exigua (beet armyworm), 1677 nucleotides long. The record is from the annotation of a GenBank genome assembly. Lineage: Eukaryota; Metazoa; Arthropoda; Insecta; Lepidoptera; Noctuidae.